AUGGAGGCUCUGGCUUCUCCUCCUGCGCAGGCGUGUUCCGCCUCCGCGCACUCCUCGCUCCGCGCGUCGUCCCCCUUCCUCGGCGGAGGCGGACUGCGCAAUGCGGCUUCGCUGCUACCGCUCCGCUCCGCGGGUCUCGUAAAGAAGUCGCUAUGUCGACCAUCUCACGCUGUCGCUGCUGCUGAUAAUAACCAACGGCCGUCCGCAAUUCGCGCUGGUAGCAAUGCGCCGGACGAUGCGGCGGCAGAUGCGCUGUGCCGGCGGCAAGUUCUCGGAGCGCUGGCGAUCGCGCCGACUCUGCUGAUGGCACCGCGAAUGGCGGUCGCGGAGGAAGCAGCGGUGGCGGUGACGGGAGAAGAAGUCGCUGCGGGAUCGCCGGCGGGAUCCGCGGCGGGGGACGCGCCGCGAGUGACGGAGAAGGUGUUUCUCGAUAUUGCCGUGGACGGCGCGCCUGUGGGGCGGCUGGUGAUAGGCGUUUACGGCAAGGCCGCGCCAGUGGGAGCGGCUCGCUUUGCGCAGCUAGCCAAGGGCGUGGCGGGCGUGUCGUACCGGCGCAAGGACUUCCUCCGCCUCACCGACUCCUACGUGCAGGGCGGCGCGCUGCGCUCCUUCUCCCUCACCGGCUCUGCUGCUGAUCCUGCUGCUUUUGUCGGCGGCUUGGACGCGGAUGCCGUCGCACAGGAGCUGCAACAGCUGCAGAUAGCAAAGCGCGGGCCAGUCUACAACAAAGCCUACUCCGUCGCCCUUUUCGCCGUCGACCCAACCAUCCCCCCUCCGAAGCAAAAGCUGGUGGCACGAGGGGGAAAGUUUGAGAUGGUGGAAGAGGCGUUGAAACCGGCCCCCAACGGCACCGAGUUUGCUGUCUCCUUUACAGACUGCCCCGAGUUAGACUCUACGCAUCUGGUGGUGGGACGGGUGCUGGAUGGGUUUGGAGUCUUGGAGAAGGUUAGAGAGGUGCCGUUUGUGCGGGACGGCACUGAUAACGGAUUUUUCAAAGCUGCAAAAUUGAUAGGAGAUACCAGGGCUACAGUAGCAGAGAGGGGGUUUUAUCGCCCGUACAAAAAGAUUACCAUCACCAAGUCAGUUUCAUCCCCUUCCUCCCACCAUACUUGUUACGAGUACCCUUCGAAACGGCUUCAUUUUGGCAACUCCUCUCACCCUCCGUCAUCCCAUGCUGAUCCCUCCCUCUCACCCUACCCCUCCUCCGUCUACCUAUCAUCUGCCACUGACGCUGCAUCUACCUUCCCCAGUAGCACCUUCUACAACUCAAACGCCACAGGGCUAGGCUCUGGAGCAGAAGUGUUCUACUCCACAUCCCAGCAGCAGCAGCAGCAGCAGCAGGAAGAGCAGGAGCAGGCGCUAUACCCGGUCAGGCCAGGGGAGAAAGAGUGUGCCUACUACAUGCGACAUGGCAAGUGCAGUUUCGGCGCCACGUGUCGUUUCCACCACCCUCCUCGCUCCUCCUCCUCCUCCGCCGCCGCUCCUUCCCCCUCUUCCGCCCCCUCCGCCCCCUCCGCCCCCUCCGGCCCCUCCGGCCCCUCCUGCCCGUCUGCCCCGUUCGCCCCAUCCGCCUCUGCUGCUUACCCGAACGCGUCUGCCUCUGCUACAGCGGCGGUGGCAGCGGCAACAGCAGCAAUGGUAGCAGCAGCAGGCACCGCAGCAGCAGGGGGUGUGUAUCCCAGUGGUGGUUAUUCUCACUCCUAUCUCGAGGCGACUAGGGAUUCUGCGGGCAUGUUGGGAGUGCGGCCUGUAGCGGCAUUCAGAGCAGGAGGAGGAGGAGGAGGAGGAGCAGGUAUAGGGGGUCUUCUCACCAGUGAUUCUGCCCUGAUAUCGUCCAAGGAACAUUGUCCAAAUAAAACGGAACCACCCCUGAUCCUCAUUUGCCUCUGCUCCUCCCCCCUCCUCCUCCCCCUCUUUCCCCCCUCCCCACCCUCCCCCUCUCUCUCCCUAUCCGUUCGGUCCUCUUUCCCGCCUCCUCCACCCUCCCCCCCGUCUUCCCUCCCCAUUCCCCCUGCUGCUUUGUGCAAGCGUGCUGUGUGCGUCCAUUCCGCGUGUUGCUCUGCCGUCCCCCCUUCCCUCCGUCCCUGCACCCCUGUGUCCUGCCUGCCUGCCUGCAUUGCAUCCCUCCUUCCAAUCGCAGUUUUACAUGAAAACUGGGACAUGCAAGGCGAGACAGACUGUGCUUUCUACCUGAAGAAUGGAAGAUGCAAGUUCGGCCGGAACUGCCGCUGCAAGUUCAGUCCAAACUGCCGGUUCAACCAUCCAGAGCCAUCCGCUCUCACGUCACCUGCUGCAGCGGCCUCUUCUCUUAUAUCUCAAAAAUCUCUUCCCUCCCCGUUUUCUUUCCCCACUCCUCCUCCCCUCCGCAGCUGCAAGUUCAGUCAGAACUGCCGGUUCAACCAUCCAGAGCCAUCGGCCCUCACGUCACCGGCUGCAGCAGCCAACGCGGUGGCCUCUGCCCGCCCCUCUGCUCCUGCUCUCUUCCGUAAGUGCCGGCUCCCCAGUGCAAUCACCGUUUCUGCUCCCACAAAGGGUGAGCUAUCCUGCGAUCUUGCACUGCACCUUGUGCUAUCUUGCACCUUGUGCUAUCUUGCACCUUGUGCUGCUCCCUGCACCAUGCUUCUCGUCCCCUCUGCUCCUCUUCUUCUUCCAAUCCUCUCUGCAUACUUCCCCACUGAUCUUCGUUCUGCUCACACUCUUCCAUUUCCAUUGUUGAGGCAUGAAGCAGUGUCAUGUGCCUUCUAUAUUAAGACUGGCACCUGCAAAUACGGGGUGACUUGUAAGUUUGACCACCCCCCUCCCGGAGAGGUGGCAGCCAAAGCUGCUGCCGAAGCUGCCGCUGCUGCAAUUGUAACUGCGGCAGACAAUAGCGGGACGGUAAAAGAACAGGGAGAGGAGGUGAAGGAGACAGAGAAGGGUAUUGAGGCGGAGGGCGAGCAGAAGGAGCAGGGUGUUUCGGAAAACCAGGAUAAGGCUGACAAAGAAGAAUUGGAAGUUGAGCGAUAG
Molecule: messenger RNA, 3006 nt
Organism: Closterium sp. NIES-65
Lineage: Eukaryota; Viridiplantae; Streptophyta; Zygnematophyceae; Desmidiales; Closteriaceae
Source: the annotation of a GenBank genome assembly